Nerophis ophidion (straightnose pipefish) is the source of this 5144-nucleotide messenger RNA. RefSeq lists its product as uncharacterized. Gene Ontology annotation, biological process: negative regulation of transcription by RNA polymerase II. Gene Ontology annotation, molecular function: DNA binding; DNA (cytosine-5-)-methyltransferase activity, acting on CpG substrates. Bases 188 to 4600 code for a protein of 1470 amino acids. The transcript has 24 exons. Gene Ontology annotation, cellular component: nucleus. The record is from RefSeq and is a predicted model, not a curated record. Lineage: Eukaryota; Metazoa; Chordata; Actinopteri; Syngnathiformes; Syngnathidae.
CAAACAGUUGGGUGAGCAGCAUGUAAGCACAUGAAAUAGUUUGUGUCGGUGUGGCAAACAAAGAGCGUGAAAAUGCGACUAGAAAAGGUGGAAAUGGCGCCAAGAUAGAGAUACUGACCGGGGGCGGGGGUGGGGCUCUCCAUGGGCGGGGGGCCCCCGGGGGCCCUCAGCAUUGUUGCUGCUUUAAAUGCCGACAAGCAGCGCAGGAGCCAUGGCCAGUCCCUGUUCUCCCACGGGUUCCCUGAAGGCUCCGCCCCCGACUACAGGAGUCACUGUGAAGUCAGAGCAUAUCGUAACAAAAAAGCCCACCAGCCCACACGGCGACGUGGUCAUCAUGAUAUCCGACGACGAAGAUGAGAUCAUGGAUGUGACGGAGAAGAGUGGAGUGAAGAGUAAGGGCAAACGGGAAAGCAGAGUGGACAAGGACCGUUUCCACGUCACGGAGACGGUGUUGAGCCUCAUGAGGACACGCUGUGAAGAUCAGGGGUUCAGCUCAGACCUUCCCCUGGAUGCCAUCUGGAGCCCGGCUGGGGUCAAAGACCUGGCUCAGGUGUGCUUGCACUCCCCGUACUGUCUUUACCUCUUUGAUCUGAAGAAGCUGAAGGUGGAACAAGGCAUCCUCGUCUUGGUAAGCUACCUGGACCAGAGCCGGGGGGUUCAGGUGGUCCGUGUGCUGGGGUCUCUGAAGGUGGCCCCUGUCCUGCCGCACCUCAUCUCGGAAGUUUUGGCGGCGAUGCUGAAGGAGACGCUGGGGACGGCCGUGUCCAACCUGACUUUUGUCUACAGCAACUGUGAGGCGCUGGAGUGUUCGGUCAGGUUCCUCGUCCCCUCCGUGGUCUCUAUUUGCAGACUCCCUGACAUGCUGGGGAAAGCCUGCCUGAUGGCGCUGCUGGGCUCCUUCAAGAGAGCGGUGGACUUUGUGGGAGACGUCCAGGAGCACUACUUGCUCUGCUCCUCUGCCAGCGAUGUGCUCAAGGCGGUCUUUGCUCAGCCUCCUGUGCACGCGUGCACUCCCAUCUCAGAGCAUUUCCUGUUCCUCGUCCGCUCCAUCCAAAGGAUUGCGGCCAGCUGGGAGGAUCUGGCGCAGGAUUUUCAGUUUCGGGGUACGCAGGUCAAAGCCCAGAUGAAGGACGCUGAAUUCAAGCUGUAUUUCCUCUUCCUGUCCGAGGCGCUGGAGCCCCUCCGGGAUCUGGCCGAGGAAGGCGGCGGCGCGGACGUGGCCACGGAGCUGCAUCUGACCUCCGAGCUGCUUCGCUCCUUCUCUGUCGCCCUCCUCCGUCCGCCCGCCGCCGCGCGCUUCAUCAAAAGGCCCGACCGGACACUCCUGUUAGACGAGGCGGAGCGGCUUCCCGCGGCCGAGGUCACCUUCGGCGGCGCCGCUCGCGACUGCCUGCUGGCUGUGAACCUGGGAAAAGACGAGCGACUCAACUUCCUGAAGAACGUGAUGGGCUUCUACACGGCCGUACUGGAAAGUUUCACCCAGAACCUCCCUCAGCGCUUUGGAGGCGCCAUGCUGAGUAACAUCCAAUCAGUACACCAAUGUCCCAAAGACAUCCACUUGUCAGGUCCCAUGAUGUCAGAUCUGGGGGCGGAGUUGGGUCUGUUUGAGGCUGGUUCGGCUGAUGCGCGGCGGCUGGAGGAAGACAUUCCCGCUUUGAUCAAGUCGCUGAAGAAGCAUGGCGGCAGAGGAGCUGCUCACUGCUGGACCAAUACGUUGGCCGCCAUGAGUCCAGGUUCUCUGCUACGUCGCCUCCUGCUGACCCUGCUGACCCUGCCCACCUCUCUGAAUUUGAAACCACUUUUGGUUCAGGUUUUCACCAGUGCCAGGUUUCUGUCUGAAAGCCGCAGCGCAGAGGAAGCAUCUAAGUUGACUUCACCUCCACCGGGCAGGAGUCCACAAACACGCCGCGGACCGCGAGUCCUGACCAGGCUUCGAUCCCAAGAGAAACAGAAGAAGCGUGGAAAGAGUCUGUGGAACUUAAGCGAUACGGACGGCUCGGACACGGACAAUUCAUCUGAUGUCUUUGACGGCUCAGAAGAAGUAGAAAAAACUUCCCCAGCUUUGGCAGAGUUUGUAUACGAGAUAAACAGCGAGGACGACGAUGUCAAGACCCCCGACAUCUCUGACGUCAAGUCCACGAGCUGGACCAGACUAGCCAGCGAGUGGCGUAUCGAGGCAGGUGAGCUGGUCUGGGGGGAGCUGGAGAGUCACGCUCCAUGGCCUGCAGUGGUCCUGUCCUGUCAGUCCAAACAGGACCUGGCCAACAAGAAGAUGGUGCUGUGGUACGGAUGCAGCAUGUUUUGUCAGGUGAGUGAGGACACGCUGAAGCCUUUUGCCGACUUCUCCGACAACUUCUGCUCCAGAUCCUUCAGCAUCCUCAACUCCUACAGGAACGCCAUCGAGGCGUGUCUGCAGGAGGCGGCUCGGCGCUGUAAAAAGACCUUCUCUUCAUCCUCGUGUGAGAAAGAUGGGCUGUUGAAGAAGAUGUUGGCCUGGGCUGUUGGAGGCUUUCUACCCUCCGGACCUGAUGGAUUCAAACCUGCGUCCUCUGAGAACGGCGGGAAGGAAGAACCACACCUCCCGAAGCACAGAAGACGAGGACGAAAAAAGCAAAGAGCCAGCGUGAAGAUGGACAUGGAGGUGGAAAUGAAGGAAGCCUGCAUCUCCCUCAGCAAACUGUCACAUGACCCCAGGGACAAGUCCACCAGCAAACUGUCACAUGACCCCGGGGACAAGUCCACCCCCAAACUGUCACACGACCCCGCGGACAAGUCCACCCCAAAACUGUCACAUGACUCCAGGGACAAGUCUACCCCCAAACUGUCACAUGACCCCGGGGACAAGUCCACCCCCAAACUGUCACAUGACUCCAGGGACAAGUCUAACCCCAAACUGUCACAUGACUCCAGGGACAAGUCUACCCCCAAACUGUCACAUGACCCCGGGGACAAGUCCACCCCCAAACUGUCACAUGACUCCAGGGACAAGUCCACCCCCAAACUGUCACACGACCCCAGGGACAAGUCCACCCCCAAGAGUGCAGCAAAGCGCAAGAAGCUCCUCUCCAAAGAGAGCCCCGGCUCCAAAAAGCGAGUUGGGGCGGGCACGUCGGAGGAGAAGCCAGGCUGUGGGCCCAGUAAGAGGUCUUUCACCCACUACAACAAGGUCAACCAGUCCAACAGCGCCAUCUACACUCAGCCAGACCAGAAGCUCAGAGAGGAAACCAUUAGGAGAAUCGUGGACAAAAAUCUGGACAUUGAAGGUUUCUGUCUGUGCUGUGGCGAGGAGAAGGUGGACAUGGUCCAUCCUCUGUUCAAAGGAGGCCUCUGCUUGACAUGCAAGGACAACUUCACAGAGACCUUGUAUCGCUACGACGAGGACGGCUACCAGUCCUACUGCACCAUCUGCUGCUACGGCAUGGAGGUCAUCCUGUGCGGCAACGACGGCUGCUGCAGGUCCUACUGUGGAGACUGUCUCAACAUCCUGGUCGGGGCCGGCACCUUCGACUCGCUCAAGGACGUGGACCCCUGGAUCUGCUACCUGUGCCAGGACCACCAGGCCCACCGGGCCCUCAUUCCCAGGGAGGACUGGAGCAUUCAAGUCCAGCAGUACUUUGCCAACAACAGCGCCAUGGAGUUUGAGCCCCACCGUGUCUACCCCUCCAUCCCCGCCAACCAACGCAGACCCAUCCGAGUUCUCUCGCUCUUUGACGGCAUCGCCACAGGCUACCUGGUGCUGAAGGACCUGGGCUUUAAAAUCCAGACUUACGUCGCCUCCGAGAUUUGCGAGGACUCCCUGGCCGUCACGCUGGUCAACCACGAGGGGAGGAUCAACCAAGUUGGAGACACCCGCAACAUCUCCAAGGAGCUGAUCCAGGAGUGGGGUCCCUUUGACCUGCUGAUCGGUGGAAGCCCCUGUAACGACCUCUCCAUCGUCAACCCCAUCCGCAAAGGAAUCUACGAGGGUUCCGGAAGGCUCUUCUUUGACUUCUACCGCGUCCUGCAGAUGCUGAAGCCCAAGGAAAAAGACCCCAGGCCGUUCUUCUGGCUGUUUGAGAACGUAGUCUUCAUGAACACUCACGACAAAGUCAACAUCUGCCGCUUCCUGGAGUGCAACCCAGUCCUGGUGGACGCUGUCAAAGUCAGCCCGGCCCACCGAGCUCGCUACUUCUGGGGGAACAUUCCAGGGAUGAGCAGACCCAUCACGGCCUCCCAAAGUGACAAGUUGAACCUCCAGGACUGUUUGGAGAUCGGCAGAGAAGCCAGGGUCACCAAAGUGAGAACUAUCACAACAAACCCAAACUCUCUGAAGCAGGGCAAAAACGUCUCUCUACUUCCUGUCCUCUGUAACGGCAAAGAGGACAACUUGUGGAUCACAGAGCUUGAAAAGAUCUUCGGCUUCCCCAAGCAUUACACGGACGUGAGGAACAUGAACCGCCAGCAGAGGCAGAAGGUGCUGGGCAAGGCCUGGUGCGUGCCCGUCAUCCGACACCUCUUCGCCCCGCUCAAGGACUACUUUGCCUGCGAGGAGCUCACCCACCUGUGCCACUCUCCUCCCCCGCAGCUCAGCAGGCCUGCUGCUAAAGACACCUGCUGCUAAAGACACCUGCCUCCAAGCCAAGAAAGGUGGACACAAAGUACAUUUAGAAAAGAAUAGAUACCAAUAAGUUAUCGGUCGUGGUAUCUGAAGAAGCAGGUAUCUACACCUGUAUCAGCUUGAAAGAGAAUAUUCCCACUCCAAGUGUUUACAGGUCAUCACAUACAUCCACUUAAGUGACGGAUUGAUUAUCAACUCUUUUUAUAUAUUGUGUGCACAUGUGUAUUGUCUGCAGCUUUGGAUUUUUAGUUGAGGAAAAAGGUCACGAAGCAUUAAGAGUAAUGGACAUCAGUUUUAUUGUUGUAGUCUCAUCAGGUGUUUCUCACACUUUGAUGUUUUCACACUCAGGGAAAAACAAAUCAUGUUUUAUGGUCAUUUUUUUGGUCCAAAUUUUGCACAACUUUGACUUGCUGCUGCCUCCUGAGGAACCAAAUGGUAUUACAAGUGUGGCGACACACGUACUGUACACAAGAACCGCUGCUACUUCAACUUUUGGUUAUUGUUGACGCAAAGUCACACUUUUUACACAAUAAAAUAUUUGAUUGGA